GCACCAUCCAAGGUGGUUAGAAAACGGCUUCUAGUCUAUAAUCACCUCGGCAUUCACCAACUGUCACAGCUCCAUAGAUUUUGUUUAUGUUGCAGCAACGCUUGGUUCUUGGUAAUGAAAGAGGACGCAGAAUAACCGUGAGGAGAGAGGGAAAGCAUUAAAAAAAAUCGAAGCAUAAUUAACGAGCAUUAAAAGUGUGAAAGAAAGCCGAACCGCGACGUACUGCACCCGAAAAUGGAGCUCAGCCAGAUGUACAAGAAGAAGAAAAACCGGUGGUCGAUUUCCAAAAUCGAAUUGCUGAUCGAUCUGUGGGCCGAGCAUUACCGUGAGCUGAAAUCGUGCCGACGGAAUGACCACGUCUUCGUGAAGAUGAAACAUAAGCUGGAGAAGAGCGGGUGCAAGGUUACGGUGGAAGACAUUCGGAUCCGGAUCAAUAACCUUUCCGCCAAGUACAGAAAGGAAUCAAUGCUAACGCUGUCCGGUGGUUCGCCUUCGCGUUGGCCACUGUUUAACAAGAUCCACAACAUCCUAAGCAACGAUGCCGGCGGACUGGAUGAAACGGUCGAAACUCAGGAGGAAAGCAUGGAAGAGACACCAGAGAGCAAAACUAAGGUGUACCAGCUGAAAUGCAACUACAGACACGAAAACAUUGACAACUUUUUCACCGAUUUGUACUUCAACCCACGUUACGCGGAUGUAACAUUGGUUACCUGUCACGAUGGUGAAACAUUCGCCAUUCCAGCUCAUCGAAUGGUGCUGGGCAAUUUCAGUAUGUACUUUGCAAACAUUUUCGACAAACUGAAUGUACCGCAAAACUCCAACACGUACAUUGUGUUGCCGGGAAGCAUAUCGCACCAGACGAUGCAAAUACUGAUGCAGUACAUGUACACCGGCCAAUCAUCCGUACCAGAGUACAACGUGGACGAUGUGUUGCGCAGCGGUGAGCUGCUGAAAAUUCGCGGCUUUUGGAGCGAAAGCCGAACGGGAAACCAGCAGCAACAGUCCUCGAGCAUGAGCAACAAACGUCGGGCACCGGGUGCUGAACCUCGCAAGAUGCACUAUCGCCAACCAGGUACCUCAUCGCAGGAAAGCAGCGAACCAAGUAGCCGCCCAGCAGCUGGCAGAUCGGCUCUCACAUCCGAACUGGCGACCGAGAUGGCUUCCGAUUCUGGUACGUCCGCGCUGGACGCAUUGGAUGAGCAGAAACGUCUUGCUAUCGCGGCCAUCCAGCGUGAUCUGCACGCUAGCUCGAUGCGUGCGAUGGCUCACGGUGCGGCCGCACUGUUCAGCAGCAGUCUCUCGGAUGUGAAACAAGAACCGACCGAAUGGGAUGAUCUGGAUGACGACAAUGAUUCGGAUGAAGACGUUAUGAUUCUACCGGAAGAGGCAGUCAAAGCGAAACUAACGACAGAUGCAAAACCUAAACCAACGGCACAAACCUCACAGGCAUCGGAACAUUACACGCUACAGCACCAACCGCAACCUCCACUGUUGGUUCCACAAGGGACGGAGAACGAGCGUCAGCAGCUGCAGGAACAAUCUCACUCAUCACACCAGCAACAACCAAUAGAACCCUCUCUGACCUGUGAUCUGUGCAGCUCGUACUUUACCAGCACCGACCAUCUGCUGCAGCACAUCAUCAGCUCGCAUGGUGACGCCUCGGAAGUACUGCGCAAGCGGAACAGGAUGGCAGAAGAAGAAACGCCACUAAACAACAUGCGUUGUGACUUUUGUGGGAAGUUCUUCACAUCGGCAGUUGACUGGGCCCAGCAUGUUCUGCAGGUGCACAACGAUCGUACCGCAGAGCUACAGCAACAAAUGGCCCAGUUUUCUGAAGAGCUGAUGCCCAGUAUUAGCAAAAUUCGUUCCAUCGCAUCAACAAGCUCCGCUGACUAAUGAUACUCACGAUUGGGCCCGGAAUGGACGGGGAGAUGAUGUUCCGGGCGGGAUGGAGAACAAAAACGAUAACCUCGAUUGAACAAUUUUAUGAUAUACUCUAUUUUACCCCUUCCGUUUUUUUACCGGCUAUGACAGUUGCUUCUUUAAUAUUAGUAUUUUUGCUGCGAAGCAAAGUACAGAUACAACUACAAAAGAAGUUACAAGUAGAAAAUUAUACAACAUUAGGCAAUAAGGACUUGUAGUAGAGCAUAAACAUAGAGCAUAGAGCAGACACAUUUGCGCACAUGUCGAAAUAUACGUUUUAACGAA
This is a messenger RNA of Anopheles funestus (African malaria mosquito), 2208 nucleotides long. RefSeq names its product protein bric-a-brac 1-like. Gene Ontology annotation, cellular component: nuclear body. The record is from RefSeq and is a predicted model, not a curated record. Gene Ontology annotation, molecular function: protein binding. The transcript is spliced from 7 exons. Bases 235 to 1896 code for a protein of 553 amino acids. NCBI's taxonomy places the organism in Eukaryota, Metazoa, Arthropoda, Insecta, Diptera, Culicidae. Gene Ontology annotation, biological process: positive regulation of DNA-templated transcription.